Molecule: messenger RNA, 567 nt
Organism: Adineta ricciae
Lineage: Eukaryota; Metazoa; Rotifera; Eurotatoria; Adinetida; Adinetidae
Source: the annotation of a GenBank genome assembly
AUGUAUUAUGUCUGCGAUAGUGAUAAUUCGCGAAUUACUAGAUGGAUGCCCAAUUCAAUAUUCGGUGUCUGUAUUGCUGGUUGUACAAGUGCUUUUCGAAUUUUGUUGAAUCAAUUAGACUGGGAUUUAGCUUUUACCUUCGAUAGAAACGGUUCAUUCUAUGUAUCCGAUAACAAAAAAAACAUCGAGUACAAAAAUUUCAAAUUCUCAAUUACCCUAUUUCAUACAAUUAUCCCGAAAUCGAUACGAAUCUGCCAUGGAACCAAUGUGAAAUUUCAUUUCCCAGCCCAACCAUCUCUGGUUUCAAUCCAUCUUGGCAUUUUCAUUGAUUCUGAUGACACGAUGUACAUUGCUGAUUAUGAUAAUCACCAGAUUUUGAUCUGGUCUAUAAAUACUAGUCAGUCAAUUUGCAUUGGGUUAUUAGUCGAUGUUAAAAAUAAUCUUUACUGUUCCAUUCGGUCGGAACAUCAAGUUGUGAAAGCCUCGUUUAAUAGUCAUAAUAGCACAGUAAUGACAGUAGCUGGAACGAAUCGGUGUAUAGCUACAAACGAACUGAAUCAACCAUAA